Molecule: messenger RNA, 675 nt
Organism: Peronospora belbahrii
Lineage: Eukaryota; Oomycota; Peronosporomycetes; Peronosporales; Peronosporaceae
Source: the annotation of a GenBank genome assembly
AUGACGACCUGGUUAAUCCCCUUGGCUCUGACGGCCACAACUUUCUAUGCACUUGUGCGUAUGGCACGUGCUCGUAUUUAUAAUGCAAUAAUUGUUAAACUGACAACAGGUUGGUACGCGGAAGUAUUGGAGCGCUUGCCGAACGGCAGCAAGCUUUUGGACGUGGGUAUUGGUACAGGUUUGGCUUUGAUUAACAACGGACAGCAGCUUAAGCUCAAGAAAAUUUCAGUUGAUGGUGUGGACUAUGAAGAGGACUAUGUAAUCUGGUGCAAGACGUUGGUGAAGGACAAGCAGCUGACGAACCUUAUUCAAGUGCACCACGCCUCUGUCUACGAUUUCCAGGGAGGUCCGUACGACGCUGUGUACUUCAGCUCGUCGCUUAUGAUCAUGCCUGACGCAGUGAAAGCUCUACAUCACUGCAUGGGCAUGCUGAAGCGUAAGACUGGGCGCGUUUACGUGACGCAAACCAUUCAAACACGCUGCUCGAGGCUUGUGGAGAUUGGCAAACCGCUGCUCAAGUUUUUCACUACUAUUGACUUCGGCACCGUCACUUACGAGGAAGAUAUACUGAACACUUUCAAGAAGGCGGGGUUGACGUUGCGGGAGCAUGUGCCAAUUUCCGGAUCGACAAUGACAUCCACGCGAUCAUUUAGACUAUUUGUACUGGAAUCAUAA